GUGUGGAAGUGUCACUGCUGUUCAAAUGGACUAUUUAAUGUUCUACCCGAACAUGUCUCUAGAUCAGAACUGAGCACCCUGGAAAGUAACCUUCUUGCCUCUAUUUAUUUGUUCAAUACGCCCAGCGGGAAUUCCAGCCCCAGUGUAUUUUGGAGUGGCCAUAGAUACCACUUGCCUGAAAUGGGGAAGCAAAAGAUGUGGGGGAAGAGGAGCAUGCAGACUCUAUGACUCCAGUGCACUCAGGUCUGAAGAUGGUUUGUUUCAAGUGACCCAUUUUGUUCUGAAGGGUCUGCAGUGGCACCUGGAUCUUCCUUCAGAAACCUGUUCUGUCUGUAGUUGGAGUUGCACAAACUGGUCACUCAGUAAAGGAACCAACCAUGACCGUGGAAACCAAACCCAGCAAUGUCAACGACUCAAAUCAGGAAACAGAACCUGACCAGGUUUUGGAUGAUGAAGUAAACAAAAAUCCACCAGUCAAAAAGAAGACUUCCUCUUGCACUGGAUUGAAGGCGUUCCUGGCUGCUUUAUCAUUCAGCUACUUCAGUAAAGCAUUGUCUGGUACGAUCAUGAAAAGUUCCAUCACUCAGAUUGAACGAAGGUUUGACCUGACAUCAUCUACUGCAGGUUUCAUCGAUGGGAGCUUUGAGAUGGGUAACUUGCUGGUGAUUGCGUUUGUAAGCUACUUCGGAGCUAAACUUCAUAGGCCCAAAGUAAUAGCUGUGGGAUGUCUUACUAUGGCUUUGGGAAGCUUUUUAUCAGCAUUGCCUCAUUUCUUCAUGGGAUAUUAUAAAUAUGAGACAGCAUCACAUACAACUUCUUCAGACAACUUAACUUCGAGCAUAAAUCCCUGUUCCUUACAUCAAGAUGUGAAUGACAGCAUGUUGGAAGUCUCACAAUCAGGUUGUGAGAAGGAACCAUCAUCAAAUAUGUGGAUAUAUAUCUUACUGGGAAACAUGUUACGUGGCAUUGGUGAGACACCAAUAACACCAUUGGGCAUCUCUUAUCUUGAUGAUUUUGCUAAAGAAGAGAAUGUUCCUGUGUACGUAGCAUGUUUGCACACAAUAGCCAUGUUGGGCCCGAUAUUUGGUUUCCUGUUGGGAUCUUUAUGUGCAAAACUGUAUGUCGAUAUUGGAUUUGUGGAUCCAGGAAGCAUCACUAUCACCCCACAGGAUUCCCGCUGGGUGGGUGCGUGGUGGCUUGGUUUUUUAAUAGGUGGAGCAAGCAGUCUCCUAUCUGCUAUUCCAUUCUGCUUCCUGCCAAAGAGUCUGAAAAAGCCAGAGGAAGCCAAUAAUGACAAAACUUCAUGUGGUCUCUUGGAAAAUACGAGUGCCAUGGGGAAUAAACUUAGGCCUGCAAAACCUAAGCCAAAGAAGUUGUCAGCAAUGAUGAAAGAUUUCUGUACCUCCCUGAAAAAAGUAUUGAGUAAUCGAAUGUACUUUACAUUAUUAUGUGCCUCACUGUUACAGUUCAGCAGUUUUAUUGGUUUCUUGACCUACAAACCAAAGUACAUGGAACAGCAGUAUGGACAAUCUACAUCCAAAUCUAACUUUCUAAUAGGAGUGACAUCCUUACCUCCUGUAGGUAUUGGAAUUUUCCUAGGAGGGCUUAUAAUGAAAAAGUACAAAAUGGGCAUCGUUGGAGCAACCAAGUUCUCAUUUGCCAUGUCAUUUUUGUCCUAUGCUGUCAGUUUCUUGCACUUUUUUGUUGGCUGUGAUAACUAUGUGGUGGCAGGAAUGACAGUGUCCUAUGAGGGAGUCAAACCCAUUCCAUACAAUGAAAAUUCCGUGUUUUCUGAGUGCAACUCUCACUGCCAUUGUGCCUCCAAUGUGUGGGAUCCUGUGUGUGGAGACAAUGGAAUCACAUAUGCUUCGGCGUGUCUGGCUGGGUGUGAGUCUUCGGUGGGACAUGGAAAGAACAUGGUCUUCCAUAACUGCACCUGUCUUCAAUUGAGCAGUUCAUGGACAGGAAACAACUCUGCCACCUUAGGGCAGUGUCCAAAAAGUGAAGAUUGUUCAAGGAUGUUUAUUUAUUAUACAGUAAUACAAGUCAUAGGUGGGUUUUGUUACGCACUGGGAGGCACUCCAGCAUACACCAUUAUGUUUAAAUGUGUUCAGCCACAGUUGAGAGCUCUUGCAGUUGGUCUAUACACACUCAUUUUGAGAAUGCUAGGUGGAAUUCCAGCACCAGUUUAUUUCGGAGCAGUGAUCGACAAGACAUGCUUGAAAUGGGGAAGCACAAGCUGUGGGCAGCGAGGGGCUUGCAGGCUCUAUGACUCCAAUGCACACAGGUAUGUCUUCCUUGGUUUAGCAGCAGUGUUAAGAGGUCCUUCCUUCUUGAUUGCAAUCAUUUUUUAUAUAUUGGUAAAGAAACACUUUCAGAAUAAGAACUCCAAGACUAUAGAGAAUGGACGAGAAGAUGUUUCUAUGAAUAAAGAAGAUAAUUGCAAGGUCAAAGAACGUUUGCCAGGUGCUUCUGAUGCAGAGAAUGAAUCCUCUAUUUAG
Acanthisitta chloris (rifleman) is the source of this 2501-nucleotide messenger RNA. Its product is annotated as solute carrier organic anion transporter family member 1C1-like. Gene Ontology annotation, biological process: transmembrane transport; sodium-independent organic anion transport. The coding region runs from base 378 to 2501 and encodes 707 amino acids. NCBI's taxonomy places the organism in Eukaryota, Metazoa, Chordata, Aves, Passeriformes, Acanthisittidae. The record is from RefSeq and is a predicted model, not a curated record. Gene Ontology annotation, cellular component: membrane. The transcript has 17 exons. Gene Ontology annotation, molecular function: protein binding.